This is a messenger RNA of Carassius gibelio (silver crucian carp), 2633 nucleotides long. Its product is annotated as G-protein coupled receptor 183-like. Gene Ontology annotation, biological process: G protein-coupled receptor signaling pathway. The coding region runs from base 878 to 1975 and encodes 365 amino acids. Gene Ontology annotation, molecular function: G protein-coupled receptor activity; oxysterol binding. NCBI's taxonomy places the organism in Eukaryota, Metazoa, Chordata, Actinopteri, Cypriniformes, Cyprinidae. The record is from RefSeq and is a predicted model, not a curated record. The transcript has 3 exons. Gene Ontology annotation, cellular component: membrane.
AGCUGGCUCCAAUGAACUGUUUGGGGUAAAUGGGUUGAGAACCACGAAGCAGGUAGGCAGGUCCACAGAGAUGAUAAUUCAUUCCACAAGGGAGACCAGACAACGUGACUGAGUGAACUGCGUGCUCUUAUAGUGCUGGGUGUUGAUUGGUGAUGACUGUCAGGUGCGUGUCCUUAGAACACGGGUGAUCACUGAUAUGUGGAAGAGCCUGGCAUGUCAGUGACAUUACUGAAUGCAUUGACAAUUUUAACCAACUGAACAUUGUUGUAAACUAGGGUGACCAUAUGAGCCAUUUUCCCAGGACGCGUCCUUGCCAGGAUUUUUAUAUUGCCUAAAUCAUCCAAAGCAGUUUGACCAAUAACAUGCAGGUAUGUUACAUAAUCAACCAACUGUGGCAUGUGAGAAGGGGAGAUCUACAGAGAACGAUCAAAGCAAUGCAAAUACACGUACAUGUUGGGUGUUUGUUUAUUCAUUCUUGAACUUGAAGCGUCGCUGCGCACCGAUCAUUGAAUGACAUCAAAGUACCAAGAGAGUGAUUUAAAUGCAUAAGGAGCCGUCUGCUCUGCUCUCUAUAGCUCUUAUGAAUGUCAUACAAUGAUCGAUCUGCACAGCACAGAUCUUUUUAGACAAUAUAAAAAUCCUGGCAAGGAUGUGUCCUGGGAAAAUGUCUAAUAUGGUCACGUAAAGUAUCAACAAAUCUACAGUCCUGUGACUACCUAUAAUGUCUAAUGCAAAUGUGUAAAUACAAUAUGCAGCAAGUUUCACAGCAAUUGCUGUUAUGUCUCAAAAUUAUGUAAACGUGCAUAUAGUGUCAGACUCUGCAAGAUAAAGACCACAGAAAACCAAGUGAUUGGGAAACUGCUGCCAUACAUCGAACAUGAGGAUGAGGUACAGUGCGGUUAUAAACCACAGAUGUUAUCAGCAGCCUGACUCACUCGCAGGGAACAUGACAGGACAAACUCCACAACAGACAAUGCCAAUGAAUGACAGCUACACAAACCAGACUUGCGAUGUUUUCAUCUACAAGGAGUCUGCUCGGGUCGUCUUUCCCAUUUUCUAUUUCCUGAUAUUUUUCAUCAGCUUGGCAGGUAACAGCCUGGUCCUCUACAUCACCUGUCAGAAAAAACAAAAGAAGAUGAAUUCUACCACGAUAUAUCUGAUCAACCUGGCCAUCUCCGACACCCUCUUUACCUUGGCUCUUCCUGGCAGGAUCACCUACUAUAUCCGAGGCUUCGACUGGCCUUUUGGCGACUUCUUUUGCCGGCUAACUGCCAUGGUCUUCUAUUGCAAUACCUAUGCUAGCAUUGCCUUCAUGACCUGCAUCAGUAUAGAUCGAUACCUGGCCAUGCUGCACCGUCAGAGGUGUCAAAGGCUAAGGAAAACCAAAGUCGUACGGGGUAUCUGCAUUCUGGUAUGGGUGGUGGUUCUUCUUGAGACGUCCCCUCUGCUCUUCAAAAGCACCCUGGAAUAUCGAUCCAGUCAUCGAACAUGCAUGGAGUUCUCCAAUUUUGAUAGCUACAAGAUGGCAAUAGGUCUUCUGUUCGCAUGCGUCGUAGGGUUUUGCUUUCCACUGGGACUCAUCCUGUGCUGCUACAGUCAGGUCAGCUGCAAGCUCUACAAGACGUCCAAGGAAAACCCAGUGGCCAACAGGUCUGGAAGCAACAGCAGGGCCAAAAAUAUGAUCCUGAUCAUUCUGCUAAGCUUCGUGGUGUGUUUCAGUCCCUAUCACAUCACCAUCAUGCAGUUUACCGUGAGAAGGCUGUACAAUGUGCCCUCUUGUGAUGAGUUAAAGACUUUGAAAAUGGUCCUACAGGUAACUGUUGCCAUGAUGAACUUUAACAGCUGCCUUGACCCUAUUAUUUACUUUUUUGCCAUCAAAACAUACAAGAAGAGAGUCAUGAGUCUUUUUAAGAGCUAUAUUUCCAUUCCAGCAUCCUCCAGGAGCAUUCAGGAAAACAGUAGUAGUAAUACAUGAGGGCCAAAAUUUUACAAUGAAAAAUCUGAUGCAGACUGCAGAGGAAGUGUCUGCACACGUGUGGUUGGAUAGGUGUAAACUGCACAGUUUCCAUACCUUAUAUUUCUUAACAAAUGGCAUUCCAUUCCUGAUUAUUGAUGGUCUUUGAGUCAGUUAUUUUGUUUUAGGAUUUUUGCCCACAUUUUGUAUAAAUUUAGGUCUUUAUGAUUAAAAUUAAGUCUAAUAUGAAUUUAUCACUCAUGUACAUUUAUAACUGAAUAAGGUUAAUUUCUUUGUGUAAUAUAUUUCUUUAAAUGAUUAACAUGCUGUUGGACUUUCUUUUUUCUUUUUUAAUUGGUCAUGUAGUACUGCCAUUGAUGUCUAUUCAGAAAAUGAAAUUCAGAGAUUUAAAAUGAAAAUUUUAACACACACACACAAAGGUCAAGGAAGCUAGAAGAAAUUCUGAGUAAUAAUGGAUGAUUAGGUAGGUGUAUGUAAAUAUCUGUUGACAUUUCUGUAAGCUGCUGUGUAAAUACUGUGUUUUGCUUUAAAGGCGCUCAAAAUGUGUGGGUAACAUUUUGGGCAAUACCUAUCACAGCAUUUUCCAUUUGGGAAUUUAAUGUAACUGUCAGUUGUGCUAAACAGCUUUCUCUGAAUACCAAUUAAAGAGGUUCAUUUA